CUGGGUAUUGCGCACAAUCUAGACUUAGACCGUUGAUUGCCUCUGUCUUACCAAUAUGCGGGCUAUAUGGACGUUAGUUUUUGCGUGGAAUAUGCUACAGCCAGCAGUCGCGACCGCAGAUACUGUUAUGAAAGAUCUCGCGGCAACAAACAUACCGAGUUUCGUGCUGGAAUAUGCGCCUCUUGUAUGGCUGCAUAGCCAAGAUCCGUACAUGCCCUCCGACAUUGGACAGCAAGUUGUACAUACUACGCCAAUGGUUGACCAUAAACCGAUCCAAGGGGCGCAGUCACCCUUGACUCUUGAUAACCUCGACAGCUUGAACAGUCUGGGCAACACAAGCGUUUACUUGACAUCCCUGGAAGGUAUUAACGCUUCUCCGCAGCCAGCGUGGUUCAAGGGCACCGCUCCAGAUCAACAGGGCAAGACAAACGGCGCCAUCUCCUCAACGAUUAUCAUUCGUGAUCACAACAAUGGGACGGUGGACGCCUUUUAUUUUUACUUCUAUGCGUACAACGAAGGAAACACUGUCCUGGGCAUGGAAUUUGGUGACCACGUCGGGGACUGGGAGCACAAUAUGAUCCGAUUUUCGAAUGGGAGCCCCCAAGCGAUUUGGUAUAGUCAGCAUGCUGGAGGACAAGCCUUUACGUACGACGCAACUGAGAAACAAGGCAAGCGGCCAUAUGCAUACUCGGCAAAAGGCACGCACGCUGUUUACGUUAUGGCGGGCGAUCAUGACCAUACGCUUCCCCAUCUCAAUCUCCCCGCCGGAUUUGUUGUUGACCACACUGACCGCGGGUUGCUGUGGGAUCCCGUACUGAGCGCCUAUGCAUAUAGCUAUGAUUCCGACAGCAGGACCUUUCGGCCUUAUGACCCCAGUUAUCCAGUUAACUGGUUGAACUUCAAUGGUCAGUGGGGAGAUGAUGCAUUGCCGGGUGGGCCUGAGCUAUUUGGUCAGAAGAAGUACAGCGGGGGACCAAAUGGACCGAAUUUUAAGAAGCUUGUUCGCGACAAAGUGUGUCCGGACAACCCAUGCAUUGUUAUCCCGUUUCGAGUAUGGAGAACAGCAUCAGUAGAGCAAGAGUGAUCGGUAAUGCAAGGGAAAUGCGGGAUUUAAAGCUUGAUAACUGUGGAGACAAAGAGUUGAAGCUUUCAGGGCCCAUUGUUAUGGCGUGGUGGAGGCUGUGAUGGCCAAGAUUGUGAUUGCAUAAGUCCCAAGAUAUUCACUUAUAUUACGCCCCAGAGUAUAUAGUAGAAUGGGCAUUGCAUAGACACAACAUGUGAUAUCACGAAA
Aspergillus novofumigatus IBT 16806 is the source of this 1291-nucleotide messenger RNA. RefSeq lists its product as uncharacterized. NCBI's taxonomy places the organism in Eukaryota, Fungi, Ascomycota, Eurotiomycetes, Eurotiales, Aspergillaceae. The coding region runs from base 56 to 1084 and encodes 342 amino acids. The transcript is spliced from 5 exons. The record is from RefSeq and is a predicted model, not a curated record.